Messenger RNA from Arachis ipaensis, 564 nucleotides. RefSeq names its product hydroxyproline O-galactosyltransferase HPGT1-like. The record is from RefSeq and is a predicted model, not a curated record. NCBI's taxonomy places the organism in Eukaryota, Viridiplantae, Streptophyta, Magnoliopsida, Fabales, Fabaceae.
UUCAAGUUAGUGAGACAAUCUUAGGGUUUCGUUCUGUUAACUGUUAUAGGGACAAUCUGCGAUAUCAGUAGAAGAUACCUUGAAGAUCAUAAUCUGCAGGAAACAACACAAGAAGCUCUAUUCCCUUGAGAUGGAACUUGCUGCUGCUAGGAAUGAGGGUUUUGUUUUGAAGCAACUGCUUGAGACCAAUGGGAUUUACUCUGAGGGAAAGCCUUUGGUCAUGAUAGGUGUACUCACAACAUUUGGCCGCCAGAAGAAUAGGGAUGCCAUUCGCAAUGUCUGGAUGGGAAGUGGUGCAGCUUUGAAGAAACUGGAGGAUGGAAGAGCAUUGUUGCACGAUUUGUUAUUGGGAGAAGUGAAAAUCGUGGAAACAAUUAGGAUAAGGACAUUGAUCGUGAGAAUAGGCUGACUAAUGACUUCCUAAUUCUUGUAAGUUUAACUAGUCGAAGGAUUUUAUUCUCUUUAAGCAUUCUGCUUUACUGGAAUUUGGCAAGUAUUUUGUGGCUUACUGUGAGUGAAAAAUGAGGUCUCAGAGUAUAAGCUGGUUUAGCUCAUUGCCUUCAA